AUGUCUACCUCUACAAAGCGACCAAAGGUCUUUGCAUAUGCCAAGUUUGAUCUCGAUGCUCUUAUUCUUCUCGCGACAAGACUUCGAGGUCAAUCAUGCACUGUAGACACUUCGACAAGGCCCAAAGCUGGUAGUACGCACUGGGCCAUUUUCAUCACUUUCGAGGAUGGUGUCGAAUGGCCACGGAGAGGACUGAGCGCCAUUAUCACCGAAGAAUCUGCGUCCAAGUUGCUCAUCAGCGAGGCUUCGACUCUGAAGUAUCUGAGAGCCCUGGGUUCAAUACUGGUACCAGAAGUGUUCUCGUUUAGUGGAGAUGGUGACAAUGACAUCGGAGUGCCGUAUAUCCUCAUGAGCAAGGCUAGUGGCCGUCCACUGUCAGAUUAUGACUGGAUUGAGUUGUCUCAAAUAGAAGGGUAUCCAAACAGACGCCCUCUUCUACCCAUGACAGACCGAGAUCGAGAAAAGGUAAUGGCGCAGUUAGGAACCCUCAUGUCCCGUCUCUCGGGCACCCAUUUCGACAAGAUUGGCUCGCUCUUCCAAGACAACAAGGGCAACUAUUUCGUUAGCGAAUGCCUAAGCGCCUCUCUCAUCUGGCAGCACAGAGAUGAGCUAGAAGGCGUCGACCGAGGCCCUUUUGAUCAGGAAAGCCAGUAUCUUAGGUCCCUGAUAUCUGCCUUUACAGCUCAUGCUGAAGAGUUCUCGCUCAGCCCUCAUAGUUUCUUCGCUCCAAUACCUGAUCCUUUCGAAUAUCCGAAUUGGGCAAGCUAUCGCAAGGCGGUGGACAGAUGGCAAGCUUUCUGCUCUAUUGGUGAUAAGAUUGAGGGCAAUAAGAACCGGCUUGACUUUUGCAUUGCAGCUCAAUUCUUGACCGAAAUGGUUCCUCACCUUGUCUGGGCAGAAGAACCGUUUGUGCUCUGCCACCCCGACCUUCACCGUGGGAAUAUCUUUGUCGACGAGGACUUCAACAUAACGUGUAUCAUCGACUGGAGUUCUGCUUCGGCGGGCCCUGCAGCAGAGUUGCUCUCCAUUCCAGGACUCAAUGGGUCGUUUUCACCGCCUAAACCGUCACUCGUUGCAGCUUUCAGAUCUGGAUUUCGUAAUGGGAGCCAAGCCUCGGGGCCUCAGCAAUGUAAGAGAGCUGACAAAUUGUGGUAUUUUCUGCGACUGGUUCGGAUGCUCUCCACACAAGACUAUGCUCUCUUCAAGUCGUUGUUUGAUCUUGUGUACAACAAGAAUUCAGGUGAUAUUCCUCAACUCUUUCAUGACAGGAGUAUGCAAGAGUCUGGUCAAGCUCUAUUGGCCAAGCUGUGCCAAGGUGACUCUGAAGAGGAAGAAGAUGAAACAACACAAAAAGAUAAUAAUGACGGUCAAACGAGUGUUUCUGUCGACGUUAUAAUUGCAAGAAAACUUACACUGAUAUCCGAAAUGAACACCAAUUUGGUUGCAGACAAGAGACUUUGGCUAUGGAUCGAGAACGUCUUAGAAACGCUGGAUGUAUAA
Messenger RNA from Fusarium proliferatum ET1, 1500 nucleotides. RefSeq lists its product as uncharacterized. NCBI's taxonomy places the organism in Eukaryota, Fungi, Ascomycota, Sordariomycetes, Hypocreales, Nectriaceae. The coding region runs from base 1 to 1500 and encodes 499 amino acids. The record is from RefSeq and is a predicted model, not a curated record. The transcript is spliced from 3 exons.